This is a messenger RNA of Cyphellophora attinorum, 522 nucleotides long. RefSeq lists its product as uncharacterized. NCBI's taxonomy places the organism in Eukaryota, Fungi, Ascomycota, Eurotiomycetes, Chaetothyriales, Cyphellophoraceae. The transcript has a single exon. The coding region runs from base 1 to 522 and encodes 173 amino acids. The record is from RefSeq and is a predicted model, not a curated record.
AUGCCGGAUCGUCAUCUGCUCAAGCCUGUACUACCACCUCUACCACAUAGUCAGUCUCUAGGCAACACGUCAUGCUUCACAGCAGGUAGACCGACGCCAUCACCCGCACAGCCCGCAAGGAAGAUCUUCUCGAGACAUGACAGCGAGCCACGUGUCACGGCAGUGGAUGCAAUACUCGAAAGCCGGAUGACAGCCCACGAGAUUAAAGUCCUUAAUCAAGUCCAAAAGGAAGCCUUGGUGAAUCGAGACAAACUCAGAUCACGCCACAGUGCCGGCAUGUCAGCUUCGACGUCAACGUUCUCGUUGCAUGCAGCCAAAAUCGAGCCCGAAAACGUCAUGCAGAGUCGCCGGGAGGAUUCAACUCCGGUCAGGAAGAAGCAGAACAUCAACAGAAAAUCAUUGACCGUCGAUACUGAGCUAGCCAACUCUGCUACCAUCCGGCCUGUCCCACAGACUACACACAGCAGCGACGGUGGCAACGACAGCGCUGCAGUCGAUCCAAAACAUGUGAGUGAGCACUAA